Lycium barbarum (goji berry) is the source of this 1866-nucleotide messenger RNA. RefSeq lists its product as uncharacterized. The transcript has a single exon. Lineage: Eukaryota; Viridiplantae; Streptophyta; Magnoliopsida; Solanales; Solanaceae. The record is from RefSeq and is a predicted model, not a curated record. Gene Ontology annotation, molecular function: zinc ion binding. The coding region runs from base 6 to 1763 and encodes 585 amino acids.
GUACUAUGCAAUUAGGUAUGUUAUUUCAGAACAAGCAGGAAAUGAAAGGCGCAGUGAGACUAUAUUGUCUCAAAGAAAAGAAAGAGUUCAUUUGUGAUCAAUCCAAAGGUAAAUUUUGGAGGGUUAUUUGCAAGCGUCAUAUGUUGGGGUGUGAGUGGAUGAUCCGUUUUAGAGAAAUUUCAAGUGGUAUGUGGAAGGCAGGCAAAGCGGAUCUCCACCACAGUUGUUUGACGGAUGAUUACAGAAAGGAUCAUUCCAAUUUGAACAGUCACCUAAUUGCUACUACGUUGAUACCAUAUAUUAUGGUCGAUCCAUACAUCAGUAUUAAGUCUGUUCAGCAAAAAAUAAAAGGAUUGCAUUUUUUUACUCCUAGUUAUAGAAAAGCACAAAAGGGGCGUAAGAAAGCUAUUGAAAUGGUAUUUGGUGAUUUUGAAACCUCUUUCAACACAUUGCCCCGAUACAUGGCUGCCUUAAAAUAUUUCAAUCCGGGGACCGUUGUUGAGUGGGAGCACCAAUCAACUACAAUGCAAGGUGAACACAUCUUCAAGUUUCUGUUCUGGGCUUAUAAACCAAGCAUCGAUGGAUUCAAAAGUUGCAGGCCUGUCAUCUCAAUAGACGGUACUCAUCUGUACGGUAAGUAUGAGAUGAAACUGCUAAUUGCUGUUGGAAUUGAUGCAAACAAUAACAUUUUUCCACUUGCAUAUGCUAUUGUUGCACGUGAGAGCUUUGAGUCCUGGACGUGGUUCCUUGUGUUGUUGUGGAGACAUAUUGUUCGUGAGAGACAAGGAAUUGGACUUAUUUCUGACCGUCAUCAAGGAAUCUUGCAAUGUGUCCAAACACAUGAUUGGUUACAACCACCAUCCACACACCAUAGGUUUUGCGUUCGGCAUUUGAAAAGCAACUUCAAUAAAAAGUUCCUCAAUACUGACCUUGAGAAGCUAAUGUGGUUGGCGGCUACAGAGCACCAGAAGAAGAAGUAUAAAAUGAGGAUGAAACAAAUCAAAACAAUGUCAUCUCUAGCGUAUUUGUGGUUAAAAGCUCUUCCGGAGGAAAAAUGGACAUUGCAUAAGGACAACGGUCAUAGGUGGGGGGCUAUGACAACGAAUGUCUCCGAAUCUUAUAACGGUUUAUUGAAGAAAGCUCGUGGAUUGUCAGUUACUGCCAUGGUCCGUUAUACGUUUAAAAAUCUUGUUGAUCGGUUUGUUGAGAGAAGCACCCUUGCUGAUUUGUUGAUUGCGGAUAAAAAAUUUUGGCCGCGCGCUGUUGAAAAGAAGUUUGAUGAAUACUGGGAGAGGUCCCUAAAGCAUACUGACAUGCAGCAAUACAAUGCAACUGAAGGGGUCUUUGAGAUUCUAACAUUUGCACACGAAGGUAAGGGCGGAAAUAUACAUAAAGUCUCUGCCGAAGGGAAAAAAUGUUCGUGUGGAAAGUGGAGAAACUAUCAUAUGCCAUGUUCACAUGCAAUUAAAUUUUGUGAUAUUCGCGGAAUUCAACCAAAGACCUAUGUUAGCAAGUACUACAGUUGCAUGUUUUAUAAGCAAACGUACAGUGAAAAUUUUUCACCGUUGGGUGAUGAGGCAUAUUGGCCACCUUCUCCCUUCAGUUUAAUUGCAAACACUGAAUACGAGCGAACUUCAGGAGCGCGGAGUACAACUAGAAGGAGGAAUGAAAUGGAUAUAGCUCCUGCUCGCAUGGCUAGAAAAUGUAGUACGUGCAAGCAAACAGGUCAUAACAAGAAUCGCUGUCCCGAUAGAAAUCAGUAGUUGUUGUUGCUUGUUGGUUUUUAUGUUUUUUCUUAACUUGCACAAUUGUUGUUUCUUUAUGUACUCUUUCAAGAAUAUAUAACAUGUCUUGUGCAGUUUAAUA